ACCUGUAUAUGAUGUUUUGCGCACUGGGAGCCAGGACUCACAUUAUGGAUAUGCACCGCAACCAGAGGAGCAGAUUUGGAGAGCCGGGGUGAAUUUCUCCAUCAACGUCAACUACUUUAUUCUACUUAAAUCCUUUAAAGUCAUAUGUGCAUGAUUAUGUUGAGAAUGCGUCGUUCCUUCGUGGUGCUUGUGACUUUUAUAAAACUGUCUCCGUUCCGGCACACAGUAUUCGUUUUCACUGUGGUUGUUGUUUACCCGUUUGUGUUUGGCCGAGUUUGAGUAGCGGUGCCCUUCCCAGGAUAUAUGUUUACCGCUGCUGCCGCAUCAUUACGACCCUGCCUCUGACUCACCAUCACAUGCUGCCCAAUGCAACUGCCGACCCACUGUUUUGAUUCAUAUGACGCGCAAACACAGGGGCGCGCUGCCAGGGAUUGGGAACUCUUUAGGACUCUUUUACGCAUGAAGGAUUCUUAUGUUUUGUGUUCCCCAGACGGAGAGGACGUGGGCGACCACUUGUCCCUAAGUUAGAUUUUUCUUCAGUCAUUUAGAUUUUAGAUGUCUGUACUGUCUUUUCCCCUUCUGCAUCUGUUUUGGUUGGAAUACACCUCCGCAUGGAUUUAGGCUGAUGAUGUGUAGCAUGCAAAUGUCCAGCAUGUAAUUAGUUUUGUGAUUAACACGCCUACUCCUCUUUUGAACAAGUACUCAACUCCAAACAGCGUUGGAGCACUCUAGAGCGCAGAUGAAGUGGAUCAUUUGGAUUGCCCGAAAAUAGCCUCAUGUUUAUGUUGGACUUUGGAGAGGACUAUUCGUUCCCUGGAGGAUCUUGGUUGGUUUUUGGCCGAUCAGAAUUGUGACUUCUUCCAGCUUCACUGCGUACGCAACAUUGUGUGAAACGCGCUCAAGGAUCUCGAUUUUUACGCACGGCUGCCAACUUUUGCCAUUACUUGUGUGACUCAGCAACAGACGAUGGGAGGAAAGGGCAGCGCCAAGGGGCUUGAGGAGUCCCAGACCCGGGGUCCCUUCAGCAGUCAGGGCCAGGCACGGCCCCGUAAAUAACCGCGCGGCGACAGCAUGCCCUCUUGGCCAAAUCUCUCGGAGUGCCUCUCCCUUAACUGCAGCUGGGAGGAGACCCGCAACGCCACAAGGAAGUUUGAUCUCGGCCUGCCUCCUCUCAACUACUACUCAAUCCCUCUUCUUACAGGCAUCACCAUCGCCUGCACGCUGCUGUUUCUGGUCGGGGUGGCCGGUAAUGUCAUGACCAUUUUGGUGGUCAGUAAGUACCGGGACAUGCGCACAACCACCAACCUUUACCUGUGCAGCAUGGCAGUAUCCGACCUGCUCAUCUUCCUCUGUAUGCCGCUGGACCUCUACCGUAUGUGGAGGUACAGGCCCUGGCGGUUUGGGGACGCGCUCUGCAAGCUCUUUCAGUUCGUGUCAGAGUCAUGCACCUACUCCACCAUCCUCAGCAUCACCGCGCUGUCAGUGGAGAGAUACCUGGCGAUCUGUUUCCCGCUGCGUGCCAAAGCUUUGGUUACCAAAAGGCGGGUACGCGCCCUCAUUCUUCUUCUCUGGACAGUGUCUCUACUGAGCGCCGGUCCCGUGUUUGUCAUGGUGGGAGUGGAGCGUGACAGCAUGUGGCCAGGAAAUCUCAGUUGGGUGGGAAUGAAUGGGACUGGGUUCUUCCCGGAGGAAGGAGACACCCGGGAGUGUAAAAUGACCCAUUACGCAGUGGAGUCCGGCCUGAUGGGGGCCAUGGUGUGGCUGAGCUCUGUGUUCUUCUUCAUGCCGGUGUUCUGUCUCACAGUGCUCUACAGCCUCAUCGGUCGGCGGCUGUGGCAAAGACACAGAGAAACGAACAUAAACUCCCGUGUGGCGCAUCGGGAGAAAAGCAACAGACAGACCAUCAAGAUGUUGGUGGUGGUGGUGUUGGCCUUUGUCCUGUGCUGGCUGCCGUUCCAUGUAGGACGCUACCUGCAGUUCCGUUCUCUGGACGCUCCAUCCCCGCUGCUGUCUCUGUUGUCCGAGUACUGCAGCUUAGUGUCUGUGGUUCUCUUCUACCUGAGCGCCGCCAUCAACCCCAUCCUCUACAACAUCAUGUCCUGGAAAUACCGGGGCGCAGCGGCGCGUCUCUUCGGCCUGAUCGACAGCCAGCCGCCCCGAGGCCGCACAGCCAGCACCGUGAAGGGAGACGGCUCGAACGGCUGGACGGAAUCCACAAUCAGCUUCUAAACAUAUGAUCGUCAAAAUGUCACAAGUCAUAAGUUGAUAACCUAAAAAGCCAUUAUUUUUGCGUGGCCGGGGAAAAAAAAAAAUCUUCUGUAGGCCUGCACAAGCGUUUAUUUGCCUUUAUUUGACUGUGACUAAAAGAAGCUGAGGAUGGGAAAAGCGCGAGCCAAAAAAAGCUGCAACCCUCUGUUCACUUCGUCCACACGAAUCAAUAGACCUUCGAUUUUUCUCCAACAGUUUCAUUUUCUUGUUGGAUUAUUUCAACACGUGCUCCAUUCAAACAACACACUCAGCAGCAAUCUGAAAAAAGUACGACCGGUGGAGUGUAAAAUACGCACUGGUUCACACACUGAAGUUCUUGUAUUGAUCCAAAUGUGAACGCCAUAUACAGCAGGGGCGCGCGUACCCGCAUACACGCGCACACACGUACAGUAAAUAUCUUAGACAUCUACAAUUGCCUUAUAUUGUAUUCAUAUUCUGGAUGACAAAGGAAGCACUGUAGAACUUGAGGCACUUCUCUGUACUCCUUCAGAGAGGGGCAGAGGUGCAGUGUGUGGUAACACUUUUUACAGAAAGGCGCACAAAAACGUGGGUAGUUACUGAGGAGCAAGUGAGGAACCAAUCAGGAACGACUUAAAAUCAAAUCAAAUCAAAUCAAUCUUUAUUUAUAUGGCGCUUUUCAUACAGAAAAAAGUACCUCAAAGUGCCUUACAGAAACAAACAAACAAGAGCAGAAAAAUAGAAACAGCAAAAUAAAAAAAGGAGAAGAUAGUUAAAAGAACCCAAACCCUCCCACCCCUUUAGACAUGGACAGAGACAUACACAGUCAUACACACACUCACACAUAAAGAAACAUUAAUGAGUAUCCCUUGAA
Molecule: messenger RNA, 3100 nt
Organism: Acanthopagrus latus (yellowfin seabream)
Lineage: Eukaryota; Metazoa; Chordata; Actinopteri; Spariformes; Sparidae
Gene: ghsra
Product: growth hormone secretagogue receptor a
Exons: 2
Coding region: 1072-2229 (385 amino acids)
Biological process (GO): hormone-mediated signaling pathway; G protein-coupled receptor signaling pathway
Cellular component (GO): plasma membrane
Molecular function (GO): growth hormone secretagogue receptor activity
Source: RefSeq, a predicted model, not a curated record